CCAAAUCUUCAGUAGACGUUUCCUUUUUUGUAUUUUUCACCUUAAAGAUUUGAUUUUUUUUCCUCCUUUUCUAUGAAUUCAUUUUCUUCCUUUGCUUCCAAUCUUGUGUACGAUUUGAUAAUUCCAGCUACCCCAAAGAGAACACAUUUUUGAAGACGUAUGCAAAAUGGACGCUAGACUCAAUCAUAAGUUUUCACAAAGAGCAAAUGGGUUAAAGAACCCGCUUGCAAAGGCAUUACUUGCUUUAAUGGAGGAAAAACAGACGAAUUUGUCCGUUGCCGUCGACUUGACAAAUAAGGCUGACAUCCUUGCUCUCGUAGAUAAAAUUGGUCCUUUUGUAUGUGUCAUCAAGACCCAUGUGGAUGUCAUUGAAGAUUUUGACCAAGAUUUUAUUCAACAAUUAACUGCUCUUUCUGAGAAACAUCGAUUCUAUAUCUUUGAAGACCGUAAAUUUGCCGAUAUUGGAAAUACAGUCAAACUUCAGUACUCUUCUGGUGUUUACAAAAUUGCUUCUUGGGCUCACAUUACCAACUGUCAUACCGUUCCUGGAGAAGGCAUUGUUCAGGGUUUGAAAGAAGUUGGCUUACCUCUUGGUCGCGGUUUGCUCCUCUUGGCAGAAAUGUCUUCCAAGGGGAGCUUGGCCACUGGAUCCUACACUCAAACCACUUUAGAAUGGGCAGAAAAGCAUAAUGAUUUUUGCAUCGGCUUCAUUGCUGGUCGUCGUUUCCCCAACCUUCAGCAUGACUUUAUUACAAUGUCUCCUGGUAUUGGAUUGGAUGUAAAGGGCGAUGGUUUGGGUCAACAAUAUCGUACACCUCAUGAAGUUAUAGUGAAUUGUGGCAGCGAUAUUAUCAUUGUUGGCCGUGGAAUUUAUGGAGCUGGUCGGGACCCCGUGGUCGAAGCCCAACGUUACAAACAAGCAGGAUGGAAUGCCUAUCAAGAACGUCUUAGUGGAAAGUAAUGAAUUUGGUUAGCUUCAACUUGAUUCUAUACUUGGAUUGAGUCUCAAACAUGGAUGAAAUUGGGUAUUUUUCUAUGGAACCAUGAGAUGUAUAAUAGUAAUCUUUUUUUUGUUAAAUGUCUAUAGCUUUAUUUCAUAUCACGAUUGAAAGUUUGGAAAUUUCAAUGUAAAGAACUUACAUGUACCUAUUCGAUGAAACUAGACAGAGGAAGUAAUCCUCGUUCCUUCACCUUCUCAACCAAUAGAGGGUAUAACCUCGCAAAGUAUGUUGAGAGCUCUUCCCAUCUUGUUGCUAAUCCAUAUCAGGUAGAAUUUCAAGGAAAGUCAAGGUAUUCAAGAAACAAGCGGAGACGAAUAGAAUCAAGAAUUUAUAAAUGGGAAUCUAUUUUCAUUGCCUAGAAAAUAGUACAUGAUGAGUGCAUAAAACGAACGUAAACUUUAAGUCUUUAGAAAAAAAUUCGUAAGAGCGUCAAGAAGGCACCGCCGCACAUAAGAACUAAAAAGAAAACUAAAAUGAAUUGGUUACUAGAUGAAGCUUGAGCAAACUAGCGGAAACACAUACGGGCUAUAUUACGGGGAACCAUGCUGGGGGGAUGCUUAGCAACGCUGUGGUCUUUUGAGUUUGUUUUUACGCGUCGAGUAACAUUUUUUUGAAAUUGAGCAUUUGCACGACGCUGAGAUGGAGUUUGAACGGCCUACGUUUAUAAUUAGUGAGAAUUCAUUUAUGAAAAAGAAGGUCUAACAAAGGAUAAGGAAAGGCACUUACAGGCAUUAUAGCAAAUAAAAAUAUAUUCAGA
This is a messenger RNA of Schizosaccharomyces cryophilus OY26, 1758 nucleotides long. Its product is annotated as orotidine 5'-phosphate decarboxylase Ura4. Gene Ontology annotation, molecular function: orotidine-5'-phosphate decarboxylase activity. The transcript has a single exon. Gene Ontology annotation, cellular component: cytosol. The record is from RefSeq and is a predicted model, not a curated record. Lineage: Eukaryota; Fungi; Ascomycota; Schizosaccharomycetes; Schizosaccharomycetales; Schizosaccharomycetaceae. Gene Ontology annotation, biological process: 'de novo' pyrimidine nucleobase biosynthetic process; 'de novo' UMP biosynthetic process. Bases 167 to 961 code for a protein of 264 amino acids.